Messenger RNA from Ostrea edulis (European flat oyster), 1251 nucleotides. RefSeq lists its product as uncharacterized. The transcript has 3 exons. NCBI's taxonomy places the organism in Eukaryota, Metazoa, Mollusca, Bivalvia, Ostreida, Ostreidae. Gene Ontology annotation, molecular function: nucleic acid binding. The coding region runs from base 1 to 1251 and encodes 416 amino acids. The record is from RefSeq and is a predicted model, not a curated record.
AUGGGUUCUUUCUGUGCUACGGAGGGGUUAAGAGCUUCAAUUUCGAGAACAGCCUCCUCUCUCUGCGGUUCCUCUGGAAUUUUCUAUGACCAGAGACCCGCGGAAAAAUCUGUUGUUGCAAGAGGAAGUGUCUUUACUUCUCCAAAAGAAUGUAUUGGAAGAAUAUCUGGUGAUUCCAUAUUUCAAAAUGGAGACCAACAGGUCGAUCAGAACCUCUCUCCAUACAGGGAUGUGGACGUCUUCUUUAGAUCUGACGGAUGCUUACUUUCAUGUCCCUAUAGCUCCGGCUUAUCGGAAGUUUCUUCGUCUGGUCUGGGAGGGCAAGGCUGGGGAGCUACCCUGGAAGGCAGAGAGGCAUCAGGUAUAUGGUCCGGUCUCCAAUUGACAGAACACAUCAAUUUACUGGAGAUGCGGGCUGUUCUUCUGGCAUUGAAACACUUUUCCCAAUUUGUUCAGGGUCAAUCUCUGAUGAUAGCCACAGACAAUACAACAGUAGUUGCUUAUCUGCAGAAUCAGGGCGGCACACAUUCUCAGUCUCUUUACCUUCUGUGCAAAGAAAUUCUGUUGUUUUGCCGUUCCCUGGGAAUUCGCUUGUCAGUCAGGCAUGUUCCUGGCAAUCUGAAUCUAGUAGCGGAUGCUCUCUCAAGGUCACUGCAUCCAGUGAAUACAGAAUGGGAGUUACAUCCAGCAGUCUUUCAGGAGAUCUGUCUCAAGUGGGAUCGUCCUCAUAUAGACCUCUUUGCUACGCAUCUGAAUUGCAAACUGCCAACGUUUGUCUCUCCGAUUCCAGACAACAAAGCUUUAGCAGUGGAUGCAAUGUCUUUCGAUUGGAAGGGGAUGUUUUCUUACAUGUUUCCUCGUUUUCGCCUCCUUCCCAAGAUUCUACACAAAAUCAGGGUAGAAAUUUGCAAGACAAUUCUUAUUGCUCCAGCAUGGCCAAAACAAUCGUGGUUUCCAGAUCUUCUUCAACUGUGUUGUGCGAGACCAAUUCUUCUUCCUCUCAGGAAAGAUCUUUUGUCUCAAUUCAAAGGCAGGAAAGUUCAUCAGAAUCUUUCCAACUUCCAUCUACACGCAUGGUUACUGUCAGGGAAUCUCUCAGACAGGAUGGCUUUUCUGACAGAGCAGCCAAACGUAUCUCUAGUUCGGUCAGAAAAUCUACAGGAGCAAUUUAUGACUCUAAGUGGAACAUCUUCUGUUCUUGGUGUUGUUCAAAGGAAAUUGAUCCUCUCGCAGUUACUGUCCAACAGUUAG